Molecule: messenger RNA, 2067 nt
Organism: Frankliniella occidentalis (western flower thrips)
Lineage: Eukaryota; Metazoa; Arthropoda; Insecta; Thysanoptera; Thripidae
Exons: 4
Coding region: 483-1523 (346 amino acids)
Source: RefSeq, a predicted model, not a curated record
GUCGAGGGGGGGUCAUAAUUGAGGUGAAACACAUACAAACAAACACCUUAAGCGCACGCUCGCGUUGUGCCGCGGUGAGAGGGACACUGAAUAAAUCGUAAAAAUAAAAAAACGAGACUGCGCGAAAGGUGUUGCAGGCGGGGCUGCCACCACCGCGCCACCACCUCGGUACCGCGCGGAAUGUCACAAUGCGGGCGGCGCCGGCGUGCCCCGGUGCGUUCAGUUGGUGCCGCUGAGCGUCGUCGGUCGACCCGACGACGGCGGGACGGCCGCGUCGCGUCCGCGAAGAGAAAUGUGGUGUCGCGGCCGCGGGGAGCAGCGAGCUCGGGAGUGAGCGGUCGCGGAGCGGGGCGAUAAGUCAACGACAUGGCCGGCUGACGGCGAGCUGGCCGCUGCACCGGCCGCCCCCGUCCCGGCCCCCGGGGCCGGCGCGCGGCUCCCAGCGGACCCAGCGUCGCGGCGACUACGGCGUGCCCUACGGCAUGCCCAAGCCGGGCCCGCUGUUCGGGCCGCCGGCGCAGGACAACCUGGCGCCCCCCGCGAUGCGCUUCCCCGUCCUGGACCAGGUGUCGCUGGGCUCGGCGCCCGUCGGCUCGGACGGGCACGGCGACAACCUGCUGGGCCCGCAGGGACCGCUGUACCAGCCGCAGGGACCCGGCGCGUGGAAAAAGAAGCUGGUCUGGAAAUCCGAGCAGAAGCAGGAGUGGAAGACGGUUCCAAAGGUGGUCCGAGGAAAGCCCGAGUGGAAGCAGGUCCAGGUGGAGCACUGCGAGCCGACGCAGGUCCAGGUGUGGAAGGACGUGCAGGUGCCCGAAUGGAAGAGCGUCAAGAAGCCCGUCUGGAAGGAGGUGCACGUCCAGGCCUGGAAGCAGACACUCGUCCCGGAGUGGAAGACCAUCAAGAUACCCGAGUGGAAGGAGAUCGAGAUGCCCGCCUGGAAGGACGAGAUGGUGCAAGAGGACAAGAAGGUGUGGGUGCCCGAGUGGAGCGAGGAGUGGGUGCCGGACGCGACAGGUACCAGUCCGCAGGGCGGUAGCUGGAAGAAGAAAAUGAUCUGGAAGCAGGUGUGGCAGAAGGAGUGGCGGACCGAGAAGAAGCGCAUCUGGGUGAAGGAGAAGCGCCCCGUCUGGCGCCAGGAGUCGCUCAAGAUCAACAAGGUGGAGGGCAAGCAGCUCGUGUGGGUGCCGGACAAGAAGCUCGAGUGGAAGGACGACCUGGUGCAGGGCUGGCGGACCGAGCAGCGGCCCAUCUGGGUCCAGGAGAAGCGCUGCGAGCUGCGCGACAAGUGGCAGCAGGUCAUCCCCAACGAGGUGGUCAACGAGCAGGUGCCCGAGUGGCGCACCGUGUGGCGGCCCGUGUGGGAGAGCGUGUGGGACCCGCACGCGGUCCCGGAGCCGGUGCCGGCGGUGGGGGCGGGGCCGGGGCCGGGGCCAGGGCCGGUCGUGGCCGUCACCAGCCCCCAGGGCGGCCCCCACGCCGAGCCCCCCGGACCCGCCCCCGCCACGACAGGCUGGCACGGCUGAGGCGGCUGAGCCGCCCGGGCGCGGCUGGGCAGGACGGACAAACUUAAGCUAGACGCGUGUACGAUACGCAUGGAGGAAGCCCACUAGCAAAAACUUUGACCAGUUGCAUUUUGUUACGAACACAGUCAAAAGUCUAUGUAAAGUCCCCGAUGUAUGCGCAGUGUUGAGUUGUGAAAAGUCAUGUAGCAUGGAUAACUUGUCAUACGAGGUUUCAAAUCAGUGGUUAUAGUGUUUCUGCCCCUUCAAGAGUGACAAUCCUGUGUCAAGCGUCACAAAGUCAAAAGAGGUGCAUUACAUGAUAAAAUUGUAUCCUUGGCUCUUGUCCAGUAAAAGUUAAAAUUCUUGAACUAAUGUGAAUGUUACCUCAACAAUUACCAAUUGUAAAUAAUAUCAUAGUCUAAGUGUAAGUAGAGUAUAAUAUUUGACUUGUUGUUCCAACAUAUAAAAGAACCCCAAAGAAAUUUAAUUUAUUGAUAGGACGUUAUGUAUCUAAGGUUCACCAUGGAACAUUUGCCAAAAUAAAUGUAAGAUGUAAUUUAUGUUA